Messenger RNA from Helianthus annuus (common sunflower), 1098 nucleotides. RefSeq lists its product as uncharacterized. Lineage: Eukaryota; Viridiplantae; Streptophyta; Magnoliopsida; Asterales; Asteraceae. The record is from RefSeq and is a predicted model, not a curated record. The transcript has a single exon. Gene Ontology annotation, molecular function: DNA helicase activity. The coding region runs from base 1 to 1098 and encodes 365 amino acids. Gene Ontology annotation, biological process: telomere maintenance; DNA repair.
AUGUGGCGUAUAUUUUCUUUCCCUCUUUCUCAUAUCUAUCCUGCUGUUUUGGCCUUACAACUUCAUCUCCCGAACAAGCAGAUGGUUAGAUUUAGAGAAGAUGAUUCUAUGUUAGCAAUAGUUGAUAGGGAAAGAGAUAAAAGAACCAUGCUGACUGCAUUUUUUGAGUAUAACCAUGGGAAUGAACCAGCAAGGCAAUAUUUGUAUAAGGAUUUCCCGAGAUACUUCACAUGGAAUGCAUCCUCACGUCGUUGGUGUCCUCGUGGUACUAGGCCACAAAGAGGUCGUAUUGUUAGUGCCAAUCCUGCCGAAGGGGAAAGGUACUACUUACGCCUACUGUUGUGUAAUGUCAGAGGACCUACUUCUUUUGAAGAUCUUUGCACGGUUAGUGGUAUUAAGUACACGUCAUUUCGAAAAGCAGCUCUUGAGGUAGGCUUGAUAGAGAAUGAUAAUAGUCUAUCGCAAUGUCUCACAGAAGCGUCUCUAUUUCAAUUUCCCAAUGCUCUUAGAAGGUUAUUCGCAACAAUAAUGAUUUUCUGCGAACCUGGUGAUAUUCGUAAGCUAUGGAAUGAUCACUUUGAUGCACUAUCUGAAGAUCACAGGUUACAAUGUGAAAGUGUGGAACGCGUUCAAAAUAUGGUUCUUACUGACAUCAGGGACAUCCUACAAUCUAUGGGUAAAAGUAUUGAUGAUUUCGAUCUUCCGAAAAUAACAGAGCACGACUUACAAUAUCCAGUUCAUCAUGAGGUGCAAGAGGAGUACGGGAUAGUUGUGGAACCUGAACACUUAUCUGCCAUAGAUGAACUUAAUUCAGACCAGAGAAGAGUGUUUGAUGAAAUCAUGUCACAUGUGGAUAAUAAUAGUCCAGGUGUGUUCUUUAUAGAUGGUCCGGGUGGAACGGGAAAAACAUUUCUGUACAAAGCUUUGCUUGCUCAAGUACGUUCACGUGGUCUUAUUGCUCUUGCGACAGCUUCAUCAGGUGCCGCCGCUAAUAAUAUGCCAGGUGGGAGAACGGCUCACUCAAGAUUCAAGAUUCCCAUUUGUGUUGAUAACAAUUCGAUGUGCAACAUAAAAAACAAAGUGGGGCGGCUGAACUAA